Messenger RNA from Pygocentrus nattereri (red-bellied piranha), 4767 nucleotides. RefSeq names its product ArfGAP with GTPase domain, ankyrin repeat and PH domain 2 (gene agap2). The transcript is spliced from 18 exons. The record is from RefSeq and is a predicted model, not a curated record. Gene Ontology annotation, molecular function: GTP binding; GTPase activity; protein binding. Gene Ontology annotation, cellular component: nucleus. Bases 886 to 4275 code for a protein of 1129 amino acids. Lineage: Eukaryota; Metazoa; Chordata; Actinopteri; Characiformes; Serrasalmidae.
GAAAGGGAGGGAGGGGGGAAUAACUGUGGAAAGCAGAGGCUGUGAGCUGUCUGGCUGGUGACAAGGGCAGGCAGGCAGAGAGAGAAGAGGAAGAUGCAGAGAGCAUGCGAGGUCCUCCAGCACAAUGUUGAUCAGCAAGGGCACUACAAAAAGGCAUCUGGCAGAGGGAUUUGAGGGAUUCCUUUGCUCAAGGGCAUACUGAGCUGACACUUGUGAAGUUUUUCAUCCGCAAGUAUGCACGUUUGCUUCGUGCACCAGGGGGCUUGAUGCUGGAGUCUGCCAUCCGCAUGGUGGAAACCUCAGAUCACUGGAGGCGUGAUGGAUGGACUCUCUGUAGGGAACCUGGGAUCACUCUCUUUGGGCUUACUCUAAGCUCCUCUUGCUGAUCCAUGUGUCAGGUAGUCUUCUUGCUUGUGUUCCUUUUACUCUCUCCUGCUUGGUCUUCUACACAUUCUGGCGUAUGUCUGCAAAUGGCAUGUCUUAGUCUGAAGGGAACAGCGGGAUGUCAUUUUCCUCUCUAUCAGAGUAAAUGGUAUUCACUACGUUUUGGUAUCAAUGUCAUGUUGUACUCUGCCUUCCAGACAAAUCUGUUGGCUGGAAGGUUAGGAAGAAUGCAAUUCAAGUAAUAAUUUGCUUUGUUGCAACAACCAGUGCACUCACAAGCCUUAGGACAAGGAAUAUGAUUGCAGUCACAUGGAGAUAAAUUAGAUAUUUGAGGUUUAGAGACAUGUGGGAGACUAACAGUGAGAUCAGUGGGCACAAAGGACACUGGUAACAAUUUGAUCCACGCCAGGGAAACAGUCGUCUCUUGUCCGCUAACGCUCAUCUGAAUUUUCUUUGCGCUUGCGGUCAUAACAGAGGACAUUCUGCAGAUCAGAUUAAUCUAUGUCUGUGUCUGUCUGCCUGCCACACUUGGAUCUCAUGGAGCAAACUGGCAUAUCGCAUCAUAGAACCACUUACCUUAUCUCACUCACCCUGGUGAAAGUGGAGACAGCUGAGGACCAUGGGACAGAAAAGGCCAGGCAAAACGUGGAGGGGGAGACGAGUCAAGCUGGAGGAAAACACCCACCUCCAAAGACAGACUCAAGCAAUGGGGUUCAGCAUCCACAGAAACAGGAAGAGGUCACUGAGCCAGAGGCCAAGAAAGACGUCCAGCAGGAAAUACUUCCAAGCCCCAGGGACCAUAAAGCACUUCUUACAGAUGGUGCUCACCCCAGUGACAGGCAAAAAUCAAUAACUUCAUCUGCAACUGAAAACGGCAGGGUAAGAGAAGCCCCAGGAGCAGCUCAAACAUCUACAGCCAAGGAAGCAGUUGAACUAACCCAACCCCCAGGCUCGAGCAGUGUCCCAGGACGUGUUAGCAAGAGGCCUAUGUCCCUUCUGAAGGCACACAGCGGUGCCCUCAGUAGUCGUGAACUGCGAGAGGCUAGAGACAGCAUGCAUGCCUCCUCCAAGAGCCUGGACCGUAAAGACAGCAGGUCUGGAAUCCAGUCCCCAGCCAGCCCUGCUCCUGGUUCCUUCAGGGCAUCUUGGGCUGUGUGUGAGGCCAAGCCCAAUCAGGACGAUCUGAAAGGAGGCACAGGAGCUAAAGCAUCUAUAGAAGGGACGAUAGCCAUGCGGACCCAGAGCCCAAGAGCAGAGAGACUGAAAGCAGGGUCUACAUCUCUUCCGGCCCCAGUCACCAUGGUGUCCAAGCCACAGCGUAAGGGAAAGAGUCGCACCUUGGACAACAGUGAUUUGAAUUGCUUGUCAGAGGACCUUCUGAAAGGAAAAGGUGGCCAAAUCACAUCAGACAUGAGGGCAGGUCAGUCGCAGGGAGCCACGACACGAGAUCGCAAAAUGCUCCGAUUUAUUAGCGGCAUUUUCACGAAGAGUACACAAAGUACACAAGUCCCAGCCAACACUGGCACAGUACCCCAAACUCCUGGCUUGUCCCAGAGGGAGUCCAGUGAGGAUGAAGCAUCGUGCGCCAACAGUCAGGAAUGGACCCUAAAUCGCUCUAUUCCAGAGCUGAGAGUGGGGGUGCUGGGUAGCUUGCGGAGCGGAAAAUCUGCUCUAGUAAACAGAUUCAUCACAGGAAGCUACCUUCCCCUGGAGUCACACGAGGGUGGGAGAUAUAAGAAGGAGGUGCUGGUGGAUGGACAGAGUCACUUGUUACUGAUUCGGGAGGAAACGGGCCAUCCUAGCCCACAGUUUAGCAACUGGGUCGAUGCCGUCAUCAUGGUGUUUAGCCUGGAAAAUGAAGCCAGUUUUCAAGAAGUGUAUGAAUAUUUCAGGGAACUUAGCACCCACCGCAACACAGCAGACAUCGCCCUCACAGUAGUGGGUACACAAGAUAAGAUUAGCAGCACUAACGUCCGUGUGAUCGAGGAUAAGAGAGUGCAGCAGCUUUGUGCCGACGUGCGACGCUGUGCCUACUAUGAGACCUGCGCCACUUAUGGACUUAAUGUGGACCGAGUCUUUACCGAGGUAUCACAGAAGAUAGUGGCAGCUAAGAAGCAAGCUGCUCUACUGGCAUCAUGCAAGUCUCUUCCCAACUCCCCCAGCCACUCUGGAUCCUCCACGCCAGUGUCUGCUCCAUUCCCAGGACAGGCCAGUAAUGGGGGUCAGAGUAGUGAUUACUCCUCCUCUUUGCCCUCCACCCCUGUGAUAAGUCACAGAGAAAUACGGGGAGGGGCGGGGGGAGAGGGGGGCUCGCAGCGAAACGUUCCCCGCCGACGGACCUCCUUGUUCACGAAUCGCCGGGGGAGUGACACUGAGAGGAGGACCCCAGACAGCAGACCUGAUGUGGGAAGCAGUAGAACAGUCAUUAUUAGACAGGGCACUUUAUGGAAGCGUAGUGAGCGCUCUUUGAACAAGGAAUGGAAGAAGAAGUUUGUCACUUUGUCCAACCACGGCAUGCUGAUGUACCAUUCAAACAUCAAUGAGUACAAGCAGAACACUCAUGGUAAAGAGAUGGACCUUCUGCGUGUGACUGUGAAAGUACCUGGAAAGCGCCUGCCCCGGGCAGCACCUCCGACCGGCCCCGCCCCCGGGAUCAACGGUCUUACAAAGGACAAGCCAGCAUCUGAAGGGGGGACCUCAUCAAAUCUGCUCACGGUAGAUGAAGGGGCCAGCACCAUGACAUUGCCUCAAGAUGAACAAAGGGUCAAACGCUGCCCAUCGUCUGUAUCCAAUAAAGGCGUGAGCAUGGACUCCAGCCUUGAAGGGGCUCUAGGCUCUCCUCUGGGAAAAGAGCUCACCCCAUCCUCUCCUAUGAGUGACAGGAAGAAGACCAAGAGGAAGAAGAGCAUGAAUGUGAAAGGAGACAUUGCAGCCAGCCAGGCUGACGAGGAGGAGAGCGCAGACUUUAUCAUCAUAUCGAGCACGGGGCAGAGCUGGCACUUCGAAGCCCAGAAUCAGGAGGACAGAGAUGCCUGGGUGCAGGCCAUUGAGAGCCAAAUCCUUGCGUCUUUGCAACUGUGUGAAAGUAGAAAUAAGACUCGAAGGUGCAGCCAGAGUGAAGCUGUGGCAAUACAAGCCAUUCGCAAUGCCAAAGGCAAUGACCUGUGCGUGGACUGUGAGGCACCAAAUCCCACUUGGGCAAGUCUUAACUUGGGGGCACUCAUUUGCAUUGAGUGCUCAGGAAUCCAUCGGAACCUUGGGACACACUUGUCCCGAGUACGCUCCCUGGAUCUGGAUGACUGGCCCAGUGAGCUUACCAAGGUAUUAACAGCUAUAGGCAACCACAUGGCCAACAGCGUCUGGGAAAAGUCUAAACAAGGACGCCAAAAGCCAACACCAGAAGCAACGAGAGAGCAGAGGGAGUCAUGGAUCCGGGCUAAAUAUGAGCAGAAGCUGUUCGUAGCACCCUUGCCGACUCAGGGCGAGAGUCCAGGGGAGGUGACGUCAGCUCAGCUGCUCAGCGCCGUCACGGAGAGAGACCUUCCCAAACUCCUGCUGCUGUUGGCUCACAGCACCAAGGAGCAGCUCAACGCCCCACCAGCAGGCUCCCCUCUGCAGCCUCAAAGCCCCUUACAUGUUGCCUGCCAACUGGGAGAUGUAGUCAUGACUCAUCUCCUAGUCUGGUAUGGCAGCGACGUGAAAGCAAAGAAUCCUCAAGGUCAAACCGCUCUAACGCUGGCACGGCAAGCUGGAAGCCAAGAGUGCAUUGAGAUCCUGGUUCAACAUGGCUGCCCCUACGAGACUUCACCGACCGCACCCACACCUGUUCUCUCUCGCAAAAGUAGCAUCACGAGUCUCGGACGCACCAACUCCAGGAGAAGGGUCACAUAACUUGGAAAAGAACAGAUGGACAGAUAAACCUUCUUCCUUUCUGACAAAACUGGUCCAUUUUUAUUUCAUUUUGUUACAAAAGCUGUGUAUGUCUCCGUGGGUGUUCUUCUCUGUCCUCAUUCAUAAACAACCCAUCCGAUUCCUCCUCAGAAAAGGCAAAAAAUGUAAAAAAAUGUCAUUGUAUGAAACAAAAUUAGGAAUGUCUUUUUUGAAAUACAGAUACUGUUUCAGUCAGUUAAAGCAAUAUUAUACAUGCUAAUUAUACUGUAAUAUACCUAUUACAAAGUAAAAUGUAGCCUAGAGUGUUUCUCAAAGCAAUCUGAGGACAUGUAUUCGUCAUUACUGUAUGACUGUCAUAAAAAACAAACUGUUCCUUACAACAAGCAAGAACUAAUGGCAAAUUAUCAUGUUUCUAUGGGAAAGGAAUAGUAUGUCAUUGUGCGCCAUUUCUAAGUACUAGUAUUAAUAAACUUCAAUCCUUAAAAUUUUUGG